Lodderomyces margitis is the source of this 1653-nucleotide messenger RNA. It is a transcript of the gene GDA1, whose product is annotated as guanosine diphosphatase. Gene Ontology annotation, biological process: nucleoside diphosphate catabolic process; protein N-linked glycosylation. Bases 1 to 1653 code for a protein of 550 amino acids. The transcript has a single exon. Gene Ontology annotation, molecular function: UDP phosphatase activity; GDP phosphatase activity. The record is from RefSeq and is a predicted model, not a curated record. Gene Ontology annotation, cellular component: Golgi apparatus; membrane. NCBI's taxonomy places the organism in Eukaryota, Fungi, Ascomycota, Pichiomycetes, Serinales, Debaryomycetaceae.
AUGCUCAGUACACGUAAUCUCAGGCUAAUAGUUGCUGUUUUGGCAAUUUUCGGUAUUGUUGCAUUCUUUGCAACUUCGCAAAACUCACUUCGGGAUACAAUACAACGAGGCACUAAACAGCCAGUUAACGGUGAUUCAACGAUCCCAGAAUCACCGAAAACAAAGGUCCCGCUCGAGGAUGAAGAAGAGAAAAACACCCUUCAAGGGAAACCCCAUUCUGGAACUAAACCACCUUACGAAAAGACCGAUAAGCCAGAGUCCAACAUUGCUGAGAAGCUAGGUGAUAAACCAGCUGCCACUCAAGAAAAUGAGAAAAUAACCACACCACAAGAGGUUGACAUGGGCAAGGAGUGCAAUGAGGUAAACUAUGUUGUCAUGAUUGAUGCAGGAAGUACCGGUUCUCGGGUUCAUGUGUAUGAAUUCAACACGUGUACCCAACCACCUAAAUUAUUGUCCGAGGAGUUCAAAAUGCUCGACCCUGGAUUGAGUUCUUUCGAUACUGAUACUGUGGGUGCGGCCAAGUCAUUGGACCCAUUAUUGCAAGUUGCGUUAGAGAAAGUGCCAAAGGAGAAGCAAAGUUGUACACCAGUUGCCGUGAAAGCAACAGCUGGGUUGAGAUUGCUCGGAGAAGCCAAGUCAGACGCUAUUUUGAAAGAGGUUAGGAAACAUUUGGAAGAAGAUUAUCCGUUUGCCGUUGUACCUGGAAAUGGAAUUUCCAUUUUAGAUGGAAAGGACGAAGGUGUUUAUGCUUGGGUCACGGCAAACUUUUUGUUAGGCAACAUUGGAAACAAAGACAAGUUACCCACUGCAGCAGUUUUUGACUUGGGCGGUGGCUCGACUCAAAUUGUUUUUGAACCGGAUUAUAAAGACCAGGUUCCAGUUGAAGGAGAAACACACCACAAGUUCACUUUCGGCGACCACGACUUUACCUUAUACCAAUUCAGUCACUUGGGAUACGGUUUGAUGCAAGGAAGAAACAAGAUCAACAAGUUGGUUUUGCAAAAUUACUUAAAGAAUGCCCAAUUGACUAAAUAUGCAAACAAGAAGGAUGCCAAAGAGGCUACUGCAGAGGUAGAUGUUACAAACCCUUGUAUUCCUCCUAAUUCCGUGGCAAAGAAUGUCCAGGUUGAGGUAUCCGAUAACGAAUUUUAUGUUGUCAAUAUGAAGGGUCCAUCCAAGGCCACAGGAUCACAAUGUCGUUUUCUCGCAGAGCAAGUGCUCAAUAAAGAUUCCACCUGUGAGGUGAAGCCAUGUUCAUUCAAUGGUAUCCAUCAACCAUCAUUGACGCAUGCAUUCAACAAAAACUCAGACAUGUUUGUCUUUUCAUUCUUUUACGACAGAACCAAUCCAAUUGGUAUGCCAUCCAGCUUCACCGUUGAAGAGUUGAGAGAUUUGACAAAGUCUGUUUGCGAAGGUGAAACAUUAUGGCGUGAUGUCUUCUUUGAUGACCAUGUAACCAACUUAAACAAGGAGCCUCAAUGGUGUUUGGAUCUCAGUUUUAUCACUGCCAUGUUGCACACUGGUUAUGACAUUCCAUUAAACAGGGAACUCAAGACAGCUAAAAAGAUAGACAAUAACGAAUUGGGUUGGUGUUUGGGUGCUUCUUUGCCCUUGUUAGACAAAUCAAGUGGGUUAUGGCAAUGCAGAUCGUAA